This is a messenger RNA of Knipowitschia caucasica, 3549 nucleotides long. The record is from the annotation of a GenBank genome assembly. Lineage: Eukaryota; Metazoa; Chordata; Actinopteri; Gobiiformes; Gobiidae.
AUGGGGGCGCCGUACAGGGAUGAGGUGCAGUGGGACGUGGACACCAUCUAUUUGACUCAGGACACCAAGGAGCUCAGCCUGCACGACUUCAUCCAUCUGGAUAACAAAGACCUGGUUCCCAUCAUUGCAGCACUCGAAUACAACCAGUGGUUCAACAAGUUAUCCAUCAAAGAUUACAAACUGCCGUCAGACGUGUGUGAUCAGAUCCUGCGGGUGGUCUCUCGCUCCAGUCGCCUCGAGGAGCUGCUGUUGGAUAACACCGCUCUCCGCAGUGACUUUGCAGUGAAGUUUGCGGCGGCUCUGUCUCAGAAUCCUGCGUCUGCUUUGCACUCUCUCACUCUGAGCAGCAACUCCCUGGAGGACAAAGGUGUCUCCGCUCUCAGCUCACAGUUGGCCAAACUUCCUCUGGGUCUACGACGUCUGAAUCUGUCCAGAACGGGGCUCUCUGCUAAAGGAGUGAACAGUGUGUGUCAGGCUCUGGGCUCGAACCCUGUGAUCUCUUCCAGUCUGAAGCAAUUGGAUUUAUCUGGAAACUCUCUGAGAGGAGACGACAUGCAGCAACUCCUGGGGUUCCUGUCUCAGUCCAACUCUUUGCAGACUCUGGACUUGUCUCACUGUGACGGCUCUGUGGAACAGAUCUGCUGCUCUCUGCUUAGGGGGAAUAUGCAGCACCUCUCUGUCCUCAACCUGUCCAGAAGUGUUUUCUCACACAGAAAGUCUAAGGAGAUCUCAUCUGGGUUCAAAGAGUUCUUCAGUUCAGCUCUGGCUCUGAGCUCCGUGUCUCUGUCUGAAACUCGACUGCCGCUGGACGCUCUCAAGGCGCUGCUCUUGGGGCUUGGCUGUAAUCCUAACCUCAGGGAUGUUUCUCUGGACCUCAGCAGCUGCGACCUGCGCUCCGCUGGUUCCCAGGUUCUGGAAGGAUGCAUCGCUGAGAUCCCGAACAUCACCAGCCUCGACAUCUCUGACAAUGGUCUGGACCUGGACCUUGUGACGUUGCUGGUGUGGCUCUCCAAGAACCGCUCCAUCCGACACCUGGCUCUGGGAAAGAACUUCAGCAACAUCAAAUCCAAGAACCUGGCUCAGGUCCUGGACGGUCUGGUGCACCUCAUUCAAGUGGAGGAUUCGCCCCUGUCGUCUCUCUCUCUGGCUGACUCCAGGCUGAAGUCAGAGCUGUCUUUGGUGCUGAACGCUCUGGGCUCUAACUCGUCUGUGGUGAAGCUGGACAUCAGUGGGAACUCCAUGGGCGACAUUGGUGCUAAGAUGUUGGCCAAAGCUCUGCAGAUCAACACCAAACUGAGGACUCUGGUCUGGGACAGAAAUGGCGUGAGUGCUCAGGGUCUGCAGGACGUGGCCUCAGCGCUGGAGAAGAACUUCACCAUCCGCUUCAUGCCGGUGCCCAUCGUGGACGCGGCGCAGGCUCUAAAGGCCAACCCGGAGAAGACUGAGGCUGCUCUGCUUAAGAUGGAAAAGUUCCUCCUGAGGAACCAUGAGACUCGGAAGUAUCUGCAGGAGCAGGCAUACCGCCUCCAGCAGGGGAUUGUGACCACCACUACCCAGCAGGUGAUGGACUGUGUGUGUGUGAAGGUCCAGGACCAUCUGAACUCUCUGAGGUUCUCUGAGUCCUCCUCAGUUCAGCAGGAUGUGACGACUGCGCAGAGACUGAUGCAGGACGCACGUAGCUCUAAGACGCUGCUGCCCAGCCUGUACCACCUGCAGGACGGCGCCACGCCGGGGCCGUGUGUGAAGGCGAUCCAGGACACGCUGCAUUGUGUGGCCCGAGACGUGGCUCGCGUCAUGGACCAGCAGAUGCAGUCCCUCCUGGAGCAGAUGGUGUCCUCGGCCCAGACCCUGUGUCCUCACGUGAUGCAGAGAACGUCUCUGAGGUCGGAUCUUCUUCAGCGAGGGGCAAAGAAGAGGGUCAUCUCUGAGGACUUCAUCUGCUCUACGCUGCUGGAGCAGACCGGAGUGGACCUGUGCAACAAGAUCAGUGAGGUCAAACUCAAUAUGGCAUCCUUCCUCUCGGACAGAAUCGUGGACGAGAUCCUGGAGUCUCUGUCCCAGUGUCAGUCCACACUGUCGGAGCACGUGAAGCUGCGGCGUCGGCCUCUGGAGAAGGACACUCCGUCUGAACCUGAGGUCAUCGACAAGACCGAGCUGCAAGAGGAAGUGGCCAGCCGGAGAGUGCCCAACCAGGAAGUGCCCAAUCAAGAAGGGCCCGACAAGAUAGUUUCCAACCAGGAAGUGGCGGAGGUCAGCAAGCCCUCAGGCGAUUCCAGCUCCAGCAUGAUGAAGUCCAAGAGGAAGAGUAUCCUGGUGCGGAUGCUGCGGCCGGUGUCGGUGGCCUUUGAGAUGGAGUUUGAUUUGGACAAAGCCUUGGAGGAAGUUCCAAUCCACAUGGAGGACCCACUGCCCGCUAACAUGCCAUUGGACAGAGUGACCGAAGCCCCGCCCCCAGACCUGCCCCCACUCCAGAUCCAGACUCUCGACCACCAGACCAAGUCCAGACCCAAACCCAAUAGACGCACCAAACCGACCAAAGCCAAGUGUGCAGUGGCGCCCCUUGGUGUGGACGCAGAGCACAAACUGGAUGAAGGCCUCGACGACUUCUUCUGCAAAUCUGUCUCCAAACUACACUCCGGUGCGAAGCAAGCGGUGGCGCGCAGCAGCUCACAGGAGACCAGGAGGAAGAGCGGCUUCUUCAACUACAUCAAGUCUCGAACGUCUCGCUCUGAGAAAAAUCAGGGUGUGGCGGCCAUUACUCCUCCAACCUCUCCUUCUACUGCUGGUGCUGCAAAUGCCAGCAGAGCUCAGGAUACUGCAGUGCCCCCUGGUGACCAAGAGGACCAGCAGCCGUCCACAGUGACCACAGGGACCACAGAGGCUGGAGAGGGAGAGGAGCAGAGGGGUGAAGCUCCAACAGACCGAGACACAAACACUGAGAAGGGUGGAGUCAGAGCCCCGCCCCCUGAGGAGAGCUCGGAUCCAGACCGACCUCAAGCCCUGAAGCCUGCCGCCCCCCCUGCCCUGUGCCACAUGAGGAUGCCUGUCCGGGGGAUGGGGCUCAUGGCCGAGAUGAAAGCCAAACUGGCAGCUCAGAAGUUUGAGACAAAGACUGAAGCCGAAGACCCUGGAGCUGAUGUUUCAGCAGAGCCUGUGGGGUCCAGACCAGAACCAGCUCCAAGAUCCAGAGACCGGACUUCCACUGGAUCUACCAGCCCAACUAGCCCCACAGAACCAGGGCAGUUCCCGGCUCCUCCACUUCCCGUUCCUCGCCUGAAGAGGGCGCUGUCGCAGCAGGACAGAGACCUCAGUGUGGACGGUGAGUCUGCUUCUGACAGUGUUGUGAUCGAGUCCAUGGGAAACGAGAGCACUAAGAGCAGAGCCUGGUCCUCUCUGAAGCGAAACACCAGAUCAGAACAACCAGAAGAGAAGCAGAGGGCCAAGUCUUUGCCCCACCACGUGAGGCCCGGUUCUCUGUGCUCUGAUCCAGAUGAGAGCGCCACCUCCAACACGGACGCAGAACAUACUGAAGCAGGAGGCGGGAGCUAG